UCUUUGUCUAAAAAUUUAUAAGAAAGUUAAGCUGAAGGGCCGUGUGGAUGUCGAAACUGUCGAAAUGACGUCCGGCCCUGCAAAACAUAAAAAGAAGAAGAAGAAGUAGAUAUUUUUUUAUUCACAAGAUUUUCCUUAUUUUCCCUGAUUUUUCUCUCUUAUUGCAUUUAAAACAAAAAGGAAAUUAAGAUGACUGCCCUGAAAUUGGUGUCCUCCAAUCGCAUCUUCGGUGGAGAUCAGCGAGUGUACUCCCAUGAAUCCAAGGAAUUGGGAUGUGAGAUGAAGUUCUCUGUUUUCCUCCCUCCGCAGGCGUCAGAGGGUGGAAAACUUCCGGUUCUGUUCUGGCUCUCCGGACUGACGUGCACGGAGGCGAAUUUUGUCCAGAAAGCUGGUGGGCAGAAGUAUGCUGCUGAACUUGGGCUAAUCAUAGUGUGCCCCGAUACAUCACCAAGGAAUGUGAACAUUCCCGGAGAGGAUGAUUCUUGGGAUUUUGGAUCAGGAGCGGGAUUCUACGUCGAUGCUACGCAGGAGCCGUGGAAGAAGCACUACAGGAUGUUUAGCUACGUCACCAAGGAGUUGCUUGAUCUUGUAGAAGCUAAUUUCCCUGUGAAUUCAGAGAAAAAGGGAAUUUUUGGGCAUUCAAUGGGUGGCCAUGGAGCUCUUGUUUGUUCCCUGAAAAAUCCAGGACUUUUCCGGAGCGUUUCAACCUUUGCUGCCAUUUCGAACCCCAUCAACUGCCCAUGGGGCGUUAAAGCAUUUUCCGGAUAUUUCGGAGAGAAUCGUGAGGAGUGGAAGAACUGGGAUGCAACAGAACUCGUUAAGACCUACAAUGGACCUCCGUUGGAGGUUUUCCUCGAUCAGGGAGAUGCCGAUCAAUUUCUGAAGGAGAAUCAAUUGCUGCCCAAUAAUUUGGCUGAAGCCUGCCGUGCUGCAAACUUCCCUUUCAUACUCAGGAUGCGCGAUGGCUACGACCACAGCUACUUCUACAUCGCUACCUUCAUCGAGGAGCACCUUCGCUACCAUGCAGAGCGCCUCCAGUAAACUUCAAUUGCAGUUUUUUUUUGUAAAUAAUAAAAAGUGUCUGAGCAAUAAGA
Lutzomyia longipalpis is the source of this 1094-nucleotide messenger RNA. RefSeq names its product S-formylglutathione hydrolase. The coding region runs from base 190 to 1041 and encodes 283 amino acids. Lineage: Eukaryota; Metazoa; Arthropoda; Insecta; Diptera; Psychodidae. Gene Ontology annotation, molecular function: S-formylglutathione hydrolase activity. Gene Ontology annotation, biological process: formaldehyde catabolic process. Gene Ontology annotation, cellular component: cytosol. The transcript is spliced from 2 exons. The record is from RefSeq and is a predicted model, not a curated record.